AUGCCGGCCGACAGCCUGUUCGACAUGGCCCGCCGGGCAUGUGGGCGAUACAGUGCCCGCAUCACAGACAUCGGAGACCUGGACUACGACCUGGUGCGCCCGGUGCUCCUGAAAAUCGAGAGUCCCGAGAAAUUGCACCAACUCGAACAGGCCUCUCCCCAGAUCAUAGGCAAAGACGCCGAGCUCUGGAUGAACUUCAUCAAACGGGACAUCCCCGACUGGCACUUGAAACCGCAUGAGCCCAAAGAUCCCAAGAAGUGGUACAAGGUCUACUGCAAACUCAAGGAGGAGGCACGCCUGGACUCGACCGCCGACGAGGCGAUGCUGAAGGCCGCCCUGGCCAACAUCAAGAACGAGAAGGAGCAGAAUGUGACGGAGAUCGCGUCCAGAGUCAACUAUGCCCCCUCCAGGAGGUCUCGCAUGCAAUACAACUCCGUCAGCGGGCGCGCCGGGAGCAAGGGAGCCAACAAGAUGACUUUGAUGGAGAAGAUCAGGAAGGAAGCCCGCGACGCGAAGGCCUCCAGGAUGAACAGACCCAUGCACGAGUUGCCGAAGCGGGCCACCGCCGUCGCCAAACCUCCCCAGCAAUUCGUCGAGGAAUUGAAGCAGAAAGCCGCAACCACAGUGUCCCAUACGCCCACACGAAGAGUCGUGCCGGUCCAGACUCCAAGGCCACCGCUGCAUGCCCCGAGGCCAAAGCGCCCAGAAAUCGAAUCCUCAUCUUACGACCUGAUGAAAGAUCGCGAAGCGAGACUGCGUGCGUUGAAAAAUGGCAACCCGGCCCCGGGUUCUACAGGCUCAAUGCCGCAACCGACUGCGAUAAGCCCACCCAUGACACAGACAGAAUCACCCAGUCAGGACCGCCUGACGCUCGACUUUUUGGAAGACCCAGAGAAGGAGGACGGGGAACCACCACGGAAGCUGCUCAGGUUGGAUGUGAGCGACAGGCCGAGGUCAGCGAGUCCGAUGAAAGUCAAUGCCCAGCCACAGAUGCUGAAGCGGAAACCGCCUCCUUCGCCUUUCAUGGCGUCAUCGAGGAAGAUGGUAAAGAGACCAGGCAUAUUCUAG
Molecule: messenger RNA, 1068 nt
Organism: Capronia coronata CBS 617.96
Lineage: Eukaryota; Fungi; Ascomycota; Eurotiomycetes; Chaetothyriales; Herpotrichiellaceae
Exons: 2
Coding region: 1-1068 (355 amino acids)
Biological process (GO): transcription elongation by RNA polymerase II
Cellular component (GO): nucleus; elongin complex
Source: RefSeq, a predicted model, not a curated record